This is a messenger RNA of Perca flavescens (yellow perch), 2652 nucleotides long. RefSeq names its product transmembrane serine protease 6 (gene tmprss6). Gene Ontology annotation, biological process: proteolysis. The record is from RefSeq and is a predicted model, not a curated record. Gene Ontology annotation, molecular function: serine-type endopeptidase activity; protein binding. The transcript has 17 exons. NCBI's taxonomy places the organism in Eukaryota, Metazoa, Chordata, Actinopteri, Perciformes, Percidae. The coding region runs from base 1 to 2421 and encodes 806 amino acids.
AUGGCGCUCGUGUACGGCUCUAAGAAGUCGAUUUCUUGUGACCAGGGGGUCACACCUGCUUCUCGGAACAAUGGGGUGGAAGCCGGUGGACAAUCUGUGGCUACACCCACCAGGAAGACUCGGUCCUUUAAGUGUCUUCUGGCCUUCCUCAUCAUCACCAUCAUCAUUCUCGCAGCCGCAGGAGCCACACUAGCCUGGUACUUCCUGGAACACAGGGUUUGGUUGUUGGAGCCUCGUGUCCAGCAGCAGUACACAGCCUACCUGUCCAUCCUCAACAGGAACUUCUCUGCUGAUCUGUCCUCUCACAACAGCCCUGCGUUCAAGAAAGAGGCCAAGGAAGUAGAGAACAUGGUGAGCAAGGAUUCCUCUGAUACUCAUGUAAAUAAAAUAAUGAAGGGGUCCAGUCUUUCUCGAUAUUUCAACUACACCACUGUGUUUGCCUUUGGGGAAGGGAGUGUUGUGGCUCACUUUUGGAUAGUGAUGUCUGUGCCAGGUAGCCGUGUUGAGUUUGUCACACUGGAGAAAGUCACCAUGAGCCUGGAGAAUGGCCUGAGGGAGUACAAAGAGUCAGGGGAGAGUGAGACGGCCAGCUUCUCCAGAUACCUCCUACACCUCCCCUCGUUGUUUAUCAGUGACUGUUACCGCUACCAGAAGGUGGCGUCUAGCAGCCCCUUGGCUCUCCGUGGCCCCGACACGCAGCGCUCCUCCUGCCUGUGGCACCUCCAGGCCGCCCCUGGCUCCCAGGUGGAGCUCCAGAUGGAGUGGCUGCUGCCGGAGUGCCGGGACAGGCUGGUGGUAUACAACUCACUCACCCCCUCCGACACUUACCUCAUCACAUCCGUGUAUGGCUGCAGCAGACACGAGCGGGUGGUGCAUGUCCUGUCUUCAGGCGAGUGGAUGACAGUGGUUUGGAAACAGGGUCUGUACAACUACAAGGACCCCUUCUCUCUGUCUGCACAGGCCUGGGGCCGCCAGGACUGCAAGUCCACUAUAGAGCUGAAGGCAGUAUUAGGGGUCCAGGGGACACUGAGCACGCCUUUCUUUCCCAGCUACUACCCCCCCGACACCAACUGUACCUGGAGCUUUACUAUGCCCAGUGUAGGCAUGGGCCUGUCUCUGGAAUUCGAGGGCUACGAGUUGAGCAGAGCCAGCUACAACCAGAACUGUACCCAGGGACAGUGGGUCAUCCAGAACCGCAGACUGUGUGGCACCAGGGGCCUGCUGCCAUACAAUGAACGCCUCUUCCUGCUCUCCACAACUGCCACUGUUGCCAUGACAUCAGAGGUGUCACUCACAGGGCCGGGACUUCAGCUGCGCUACAGUGUCUUCAACCUAUCAGAUCCUUGCCCAGGCCAGUUCCUGUGCACUAUUAACGGCCUGUGUGUUCCUGCCUGUGAUGGAAUCAAGGACUGUCCCAACGGUCUUGACGAGAGGAACUGUGUGUGUGUGGCACAGUACCAGUGUCCGGAGGACAGUCAGUGUGUGGACUACUACAAGGUGUGUGACCAACUCCCAGACUGCCCUGAGGCAACAGAUGAGAUGAACUGUACUGAUGGUGUGCAGUGUACAGAUAUGACCUAUGUGUGCGCUGAUGGAACGUGUCUGAAAAAGCCAAACCCACAGUGUGACUUUGUUACCGACUGCCCCGACGCCUCAGAUGAGAAAGCGUGUGACUGCGGCCUAAGGCAGUUCUCCAGCCGUAUUGUGGGGGGGACCAAUGCCACAGAGGGGGAGUGGCCCUGGCAGGCCAGCCUUCAGGUGCGGGGUACGCACAUCUGCGGGGGCGCGCUAAUCUCCAGCCAAUGGGUGGUGUCUGCUGCUCACUGUUUCUAUGACGACCGUGUCUACUCCCCCUCGAUGUGGACGGUUUACCUGGGGAAACUCCUGCUCAGCCGCAGCAGCCCUACUGAAGAAGUGGCUCGUGUUAAGCAAAUCCACCUCCACCAAUACUACGACGACGAGUCCCACGACUACGACCUGGCCCUGCUGAAGCUAGACCGGCCCGCCUCCACGCUGCUGGCUGGACAUGCUCGACCCGCCUGCCUGCCUCCGCCCGCCCACCAGCUGGAGCCGGGCCUGCUCUGCUGGGUCACCGGCUGGGGGACUCUCCGCGAGGGGGGCAGUGCUAGUAAUGUGCUUCAGAAGGUGGAUGUUCGCCUGGUCAGCGAGGAAGCCUGCGUUCGCUCUUACGGCCACCUGGUCACUCCCAGAAUGCUUUGCGCUGGUUACCGCAGUGGGGGCAAAGAUGCCUGUCAGGGAGACUCUGGCGGUCCCAUGGUGUGCCAGGAGCCAUCAGGCCGCUGGUUCCUGGCCGGGGUGGUGAGCUGGGGCAAAGGCUGCGGGCGUCCAGACUACUACGGCGUCUACACUCGCAUCACCAGGCUCACUGGCUGGAUCAAACAGGUCAUCAACAGCCCCUGAGACAAUGGGGAACUUCAUCAUCAUUACAUCAAUGUACUCAUAAUCCGAAGCUGGGUGCAAAUAAAAACACUAAUCAAGUGAGGAUAAAAAGUGCUGGAAAAUGAAUUAAGGUUGCUUCUCAGCCAAACAUCAAGCUGAUAAAACGUUAAAAACCCUUUAUUCCAAAGUCAUAAAGUAAUAAAGCUAAUAAUAAUCAACCUUAUUUAAGCAGCAUACAGUGGCACUCAUAAG